AUGCAGACCUGCUUGCGGCGGGCUGCUGCGGCCAGCAGGCUGCUGCCACAGUGGGAAACAUGCGCCCCGCCACUGCAGCAAUAUCAGCAGCAGGCGGGCUUCGCCAAGCGGGGCGGCGAGUCGGUGGACAACAAGCUGCAGAAGGUGCUGAAGAUGCUGGAGCCCCAGGAGGUGGAGAAGGUGCAACUUAGCGAGGAGGACUACCAGGAAGGAAUGCGGAGACACAAGGAGUACAGCCGGCGGAAGAUGGCGGAGCACCGGCAGUGGCAGGCCGACGUCACGACCAAGAUCAAGCUCAAGGCAGCGGCGGUGGCGGCGCUGCCGCCGCACCUGCGGGCGGCGGCAGAGGUGCCCGACGACGAGCCCUUCCCGCUCAACCGCCAGAUGUGGAGCGAGACACCGCCCAUCGAGGGCUUUGGGGAGGGCGUGGCCACUAUGCAGCAGGCGGGGCUGAAGAGGGUUGGCACCAAGCACCGCAAGUAG
This is a messenger RNA of Chlorella variabilis, 483 nucleotides long. RefSeq lists its product as hypothetical. The transcript has 2 exons. Lineage: Eukaryota; Viridiplantae; Chlorophyta; Trebouxiophyceae; Chlorellales; Chlorellaceae. The coding region runs from base 1 to 483 and encodes 160 amino acids. Gene Ontology annotation, cellular component: mitochondrial large ribosomal subunit; mitochondrial ribosome. The record is from RefSeq and is a predicted model, not a curated record.